AGAGAGAGAGAGAGAGAGAGAGAGUGGCCGGAAUAUUCCGAGAUUUCAGGCAAAAGUUUUCAAGGGUUUGGGCGGAAUCCGUUGUGUGCUUGUGUUGUCAUGCCGUACCGUGUUCGUGAGAAUCUAUUCAUCGGGAACAUCGGCGACGCGGCGGACAUUCUCCAAAAAGGUAGCACUGAGAUCACACACAUUCUAUCGGUCCUCAGUUCGGCGUCGAUAUCGUUUUUCUCCGAAUGGCGUAGCGGUCUCGUUAUCCCCACAAAGGAAAUCAAGAAGGUCUAUGUUGGAGGGUCUGGUGGCGGUGAUGGUGGUUCGGGUUCUGAGAAUGCCUCGGGUGGUGAUGGGGGGUCGAAGAGUUCCUUGUCGCCGGAGAAGCUUUUGUACUCUUUGGAAUAUGCAGGCAAGGACUUGAAGCUGGUGAGGAUGGCUGUGCCGCUGAGAGACAUGGAGAGUGAGGACCUUCUGGAUUAUUUGGAUGUUUGUUUCGAUUUCAUUGAUAAGAGCCGAAAAGAGGGGUCUGUUUUGGUGCACUGCUUUGCCGGCGUGUCAAGAAGUGCAGCUAUUCUUACGGCAUAUCUUAUGAGAACAGAACAUCUAUCUCAAGAAGAUGCGCUUGAAUCCUUACGGCAUAGCUGCGAGUUUGUUUGCCCCAAUGAUGGCUUUCUAGAGCAGUUAAAAAUGUUUGAGCAGAUGGGCUUCAAGGUUGACCAUGCAAGCCCAGUAUACAAGCGCUUUCGACUGAAAGUACUGGGUGAGUUUUAUAACCGUGGGGAGAAGAUAGACAGUUCUAAAUUUGGGGCAGAUCCCGGCCUGUCUACCGAAAUUUCCUCGGAAUUGGAAGUAGCUUCAAAUGAAGGAAAUAAUCAGACUCCUGCGUACCGCUGCAAGAAAUGCCGAAGAGUUGUUGCAUUGCAGGAGAAUGUUGUAGAUCACAUCCCAGGGGAGGGUGAGACAUCCUUUGAGUGGAACAAGCGUAAAAGCGGAAACCGUUAUUACAAGUCUGAUGAGACAGAGUGUUCGUCCAUUUUUGUUGAGCCUCUACGAUGGAUGACAGCAGUUGAAGAAGGUGCACUGGAGGGGAAGUUGUGCUGUGCUCACUGUGACGGCCGGUUGGGCUACUUCAAUUGGUCAGGCAUCCAAUGCAGUUGUGGGAGCUGGAUCACCCCAGCCUUUCAGCUCCAUAGAAGCCGAGUGGACAUCAGCAGUGUCUAAUAUUAUUAUUAUUAUUGUGAGGCAAAUGUGUUUCUUUGCCAAUCCAGUCCUCCAAAGGUAAAAGUGGUCACUAUCUUUUAUCAGUAAUAAUAUUUAGAUAACACUCAAACAAAGAGUAUUAUAUCCUUAAAUUAAUAGAAGCAAACGGAUGAGGCCUCUCAAAAGCUUUUUGUAUUUUGCCACGAGAGCUGCAGUAGAAGAUUGAAGAAGCUUUUUCAGUAAAUUGCUCUCCUGCAUUUUGGGUAUU
Corylus avellana is the source of this 1459-nucleotide messenger RNA. RefSeq lists its product as uncharacterized. Gene Ontology annotation, molecular function: protein tyrosine/serine/threonine phosphatase activity. NCBI's taxonomy places the organism in Eukaryota, Viridiplantae, Streptophyta, Magnoliopsida, Fagales, Betulaceae. Gene Ontology annotation, biological process: protein dephosphorylation. The record is from RefSeq and is a predicted model, not a curated record.